Molecule: messenger RNA, 4013 nt
Organism: Cyprinus carpio (common carp)
Lineage: Eukaryota; Metazoa; Chordata; Actinopteri; Cypriniformes; Cyprinidae
Product: nibrin-like
Biological process (GO): telomere maintenance; mitotic G2 DNA damage checkpoint signaling; double-strand break repair via homologous recombination
Cellular component (GO): Mre11 complex; nucleus
Molecular function (GO): damaged DNA binding; protein binding
Source: RefSeq, a predicted model, not a curated record
CAGUAGCCUACUUUUAUUUUGAAACUGAGGUUUCUUACGUCGCACAUGACGAUGUAAAUGUUGCGCGCCAGUUCGUACAGUUCAGUUUUACAGCCCCAAUAUAAGAACUGACAAGAUUUGAUUCAAUAGAAAGCGACAAGUUUUGAAAUGUGGAAACUGCAACCAACCGAAUCUGGAGAGGAAAGUAUCGUUCUGUUCGCGGGUCAGGAGUAUGUGGUCGGCCGUAAGAACUGUGAGAUCUUGCUGUCUAAUGAUCAGUCCAUCAGCCGUGUGCACGCCAACCUCACUGUCACUCAGCAGGCGGUUAGUCUAAAGGACAGCUCUAAAUAUGGCACUUUCAUCAAUGGUGAGAAGCUUGAAACUGGCUCCACAAAGAUCCUUCAGACAGGAGACAAAAUCACAUUCGGAGUCUUUCAGAGCAAGUUCAGUUUGGAGAAAGAGUGUGUUGUGGUGUGUUCCUCAUGUGUCGAUAAUGAAGGGAAAGCCUCCCUCUCUCAAGAUUUGCGCUCUGUUGGGGGGCGACUUGUCAACUCCUGGACUCUUGACUGCACACAUCUCGUCAUGCCCACUGCAAAGGUCACCAUAAAGACAAUCUGUGCAUUGCUGUGCUGUCGGCCCAUAGUAAAGCCUGAAUUCUUCAGUGCGUUUAGCAAAGCUGUGCAGCAGAAACUUCCACUGCCUAAACCUGAGAAAUUUAGGCCUCAGACUGAUGAGCCCAGCCUGGCUAAAGAGGAUGUGGAUCUGAGUGCACGACCUGAGAGAAAGAGCCUCUUCAAGGGGAAAACUUUUCUGUUUUUGAACUCAAAACAGAUGAAGCGUUUGAGUCAGGCGGUGAGUUGUGGAGGUGGGGUGAGCCAGCUUUUGGACCAGGGCUCUCUGCCCAUUUCACUUUUGGAGUCAAGCAGCACCUGCGUAGUUGACAUAACUUCAGGGAACUCCCAGGCUGUGAUCCCUCCAGCAUCCAAGAAGUGGGUGGAUUCUGUGGCUCAGAUUCUGCACAGAAACGGCUUGCGCUUUAUUACUGAAUCUGAGAUUGGAUUGGCUGCUAUUCAUAUCAAUAAUCAAACCUACUGCAAUCCCUUCUUUUCUAUGCAAUCUGAAUCGGUGAAAGUGAAACCAGUCAUUGCUGCAGCAACACCUUCUCAGAACACUGCUGUAGAUGAGACGGCGCUUGCGCCACCUUCCCAGAAUAUCACCACCUAUGUGGUCAACACUGAGCUCUCUCAGGACCAAAGCAGGAUGGUUACAAGUGGGAUCAGUGCAGUGGGUGAGACUCCAGAGAAGACACAACCCACACAGAAGGGCCCCACUCUGUCAGCAACAAACAAACCCUCAUCCCUCGGCCCGAAACCUUGUGCUACUGGCAUUGUCAAUGAGACAGUGAUGUCAUCUGAAAAGUUCAGCGUGGUUGAACCUGAGCAGAGGAUGAAGAAAAGUUCAGCUUCCUCGGGCAGGAGGCGAGUUGAACCUGAAAGUUCUGUGAAAUUGACAGCGCCUCACAAUGCCAGCACCACACUAAAACGGUCUCCCCAGAAACAGACAGCCCUCACAAACUUCUUCCAGCCUACCGACAAGAAAAGACCACGUGAAGACAAUUCUGUCCAGUCAGUGGCCAAAUUCUUCAGAAAAGACGGCGAGGAUAAAGAGGAUGAGAUCCAGCAAAGUUCCUAUGCCAGUAGAUCUCACAAAACCUCACAUACAGCCCAAAACCAACACAGCUCAGUGUCACAAUCUGAGUUCAGUGCCAGUCUGGUUCAGGCUUGUGGGUCCAGUCAAAACUCUGGCAGCAUGAAGAGAAAGCAACCAGAGCAAGACGCUCCAUCAGCCCCCAAGGAACCUGCAGCAGCUGCUGAUUUAGAAAUGUCACUUGAAGAGCUUGAGUCUAUAAUGUCUGAUGAAAUGGAUGAGCCUCUGCAGGCUGCAGCUAAUAAAAAACAACGUCUUGAUUCAGGAACAAACAGCAGAAUCAAUAACCCACAAUUACCAAAUCAGCAAGAGGGCAUUGAGUCCAAAAGCAGGAAAAGCACAAAGAAUCAGCAAAGCAGUGCCAACAACUUUCAAAACUUGAAGUUGGACAGAACAGGCCCAGCUGCAACAAAUCAGGGCUCUGACAGGCAGUCGAAGAGGUCAUCCAAGCAAACGCCAGAUCUGGAUGCACAUAGUUCAGCAAAGAAGGGGAAAAGACCAGAACUUGAAGAGGUCAAAGAAGAGGAAGUGUCUUUUGUUGUGAAUUCAAGGACCCAAAAUGGCAUUUCCCAGCACUGUGAGCCUGUAGUCAAAAAGGAAAUGCAGGCCUUAACCUCCAAAUCUGGAUCCGAGAAUGACCCUGAGCUGCCCAGGAGGCUCCUACAGAUUCACUUUAAGUCCCUGACUGUGAGCACCUCUUCCAGAUCAAGACCCAGCCCGCUACAGACCCAUGACCCUAAUGACAAGAAUGUGAAACGGUUCCGCAAGAGAAAUGUCCCUGGAUUUAAUGGGCUGCCCAACAUUAUCGGAGGCUCAGAGCUGGUGGCUUACAAUCGCAGUAAGAACUCUGAACUGGAGGAAUGGCUCCGACAGGCAGCAGAGGAGGAAAAACAGAAUGAAAGGGAGAAGAUUCUGGGAGAUGAUUUAUUCAGGUACAACCCUAGACGGGCAAAGAAAUAAUAGUUCAUAAUGCUGCCAUUAUCUGUGACAAGAUACAAAGAAAAACAUGUUUCCAUUUUUAAAAGAGCGUUUUAUUUGUCUAUAAUAAAAAAUACUCUGUACAAAAAGUAUAUGUAUAUAUUAAAAGUUGACAUUUUACAAAAUUGAGCAGUCGUAUUUCACCUCCAUCACCUUGUGAAGCAGCUUUGACCAUCCUGCAUUGAAUUAGUGGACUUUUUUUCUUACAGCUCUGAUUUGUCAUCUUAUGGUUUUGGUUCCUUCAAGUGUACCUUCAGGUCUUUUGAUGAUAUCAACUAUCUAGACUGUCAGUCCACACAAACAUUCCCCCAGCAGUCUAAACUUAAAAAUGCUAGUUCAGAAGUUAUUUCAGUUAAUAUUUCAAAGCAAUAAAACAUUUAUUUGGCACAACAGGGUAUUAAGUAAAAUGUUCCACUAUUGAGUGCUGCAAAAUACCUUACUGAGGAGUCGAAAUCGCAAAUCUCUAAAACAUAGCACACUGGAAUAAUCUAAAUUCACAAAUCUCUAAACAUUGCACAUUGGAUUAAUCUAAAUUUUCUGUAAUCCAUAAUAUUCUUAUUUAUCUAUUUUACCUACAAACUACCAGAAUGACUGACAAACACCAUGGUUACUGAAAAUGUAAUGUCUUUCUAACAUUUGGCACUUGAUUUAGGUUGUAGGGAAAGAGUAAGGUUGAUUUUGAUCUUUCCUGAUGGAAAAAAAUGCACACAGUCCAGGUCUUAAUAUGUGACCUCAUAGUUUUCUUCUUUUUGCAGUAAUUCAGAUUAUUUUAGGAGCCUGUUAUGCAGGCUUGAGUACCAUAGAAUUACUGGACGAAAGGGAUGUUUUUUUGUUUGUUUGUUUAAAGUGCUAUUAUGUGUUCUGUAUUAGAAUAUAUAUCCAAAUGGACAAGGUAAUAAACUAUUUGGGAUAAGGCCAUGUUUGUGCAUCAUUGUUUUUUAGAAAAAGAAAUACAUUGGCUCAUUAUAAGCUCAGUUUUGGACAGUUUGUGCGUAUUAAUAUACAUUAAUUGUGCGUUAAUUUAGUGAAGACUGCAACAUAAUCUUUACGAACUAGGCCUUCUGCCUAAGUCAUCUGCUCUUUUGGUAUUGCUUUCCUUUACUACUUAGUGCAAGCCUCCUUGACUUGUGCUGUGUUCACACUGCCAGAUAUUAAAUCACUGAAGUUUAGAGUUUCCGAGCUGUUGGUGUUUAAUAGGCAUACCUAUUCUGCCUCUGUAUCCAACUCAAGUGACAAAUCACUUUGCUUCCAUUGAUAGUUGCUGCAUCUUUUAGCUCAGCUAAUCUUUGUCACUUCUCAACAGCAAGUCUGUUCCUUCUGACACCACCUCUUAAUGAUGUUUUGUUGCU